AUGUCCUACGCUGCAGGAGUGUCAAUGUGAACUUCUUAUAAUGGCAUCUGUCGUGGGCCCCGUUGUUUUCGGGGGUCUCUUCGACCCUGUCACUGCUUCCUGAAUUAUCGCGUGCCCCUUACCCCUAAUGUUUGUUGUUUAGUUCACCACAAGAUCGCGAGUGGAGACUCGGACCGUUCAGUAGACCCGUUAACAUCGACACCAGCAGGCUUGGUGCGACGAUGUUGUCGACGGAAUUGCAAGACGACGAGGGGGUGAGGGUGCUCGGGCGACAAAACAACAAGGCACCAUGUCCAAACGGGAAUGGGACAACCUUUGGCACAUUUCAAGAGUUUACUGCUUUGUGCGAUACGAACCUCAAUGGGGAUUUCCUCGACAGAAUCGACGCCUUCGACUUCACAACAUGCGUUGAUCUUUGCUCGUCGUUCCACCCAAAAUGCGAGGGCGCCUCAUUCGACGGAUCACGAUGUACUCUGAGGAACAAUUUGCGGGCCGAUAACCAACGCUUCUCAAGAAGAAGCGAAUCGGCCAUCGCCAGUUUCCCAGGCGCGAGCUCGAACUGCGUGACACUGGGCGGAGCGCAGGAUGCCCUCGGGACUCGUUUCACCACCAUGUGCGGGUUCAUCAUAAACGGCAACGACAUGGGACAAAACUUUGCGCCCACUUUCCAGGACUGCCUGGGCCAGUGUGCGGCCACGACGGGUUGCGCGGCGAUAUCCUUCGACCCAAGCCAAGACCUCGGGUUCAAGAACUGCUACCUCAAAACAGCCGUGGGCAACCCGAGGGCCAUCGCUGCGGACCGGCGCACCGAUUCCGCCUUGGUAGCUGCUGCCGAAGACGAUUCUGAUUCCUCGUCGGCUGCUGCUCCCCCUACAAGCUCACCAGAGCCAUCAUCGGAACCAUCGCCGGACCCAUCUCCAAGCAACCCGGGCGUAUCCACCAUCCCGCUCUCAUCCGCGGUGCCAGCCGGCGGCGGCGGCGUCGUCUUCUUCACCCCACCGCCCGGCGCCAGCACAACACUCAUCCCAUCAACACUACCAGCCACAUCACUCCCGGCACCAGCAACAACCAACCCCGUCACCGACGCCCUCUCCUCAUCCCUCGCCACCACACCCCCUUUCCCCUUCCCCUUCCCCAGCUCCAGCAGCAGCACACCCCCCCUCUCCUCUUCGGAAGCAGCCCCCGACUCAGCAGCAGGCCAGGGCGCCGCCGCCGAGGUGACGAGCAUGGCGUGGGUGGCGGCGCCCGUCGUCGGGGGCGUGGCCGCCGUGGCCCUGGUCGCCGUCUCGUUUGUCUUGCUGAGGCGCAGGCGCCGCGGCGGCGCUGCGAGCGGCGGUGGUGAGGGUGAGAACGAGAAGCAGGGCGGGUCCUUCGGUGGUGGUGGUGGGUUGCCGGGCUGGUUGGCUGCCUGGCUGCCGGCGUCGUGGGCGUCGUCGUCGUCGCCUGGGGGUGGGGAGCGUGGGAGGGGGAGGGGGAGGCGGAUGACGGGGAUGGGGAAUUUCUCUGAGGUGGAGUCGGGGAGGAGGGGGAGUGUGGAGGUGAGAGGAGUGGUGAGGGAUAGUGUGGUUGGGUUUGUGACGGGUAGGCCGAUGGGGAUGGAGAGGUUGGAGGAUAUUGAGGAGGGUGACGCGGGUGGUGCGAGUGGGAGUGGGAGUGGGGAGGGGAAGGGGGUGAAGAAGGAUGGUGUGUCGGCGGCGGCUGAGGGUAAGGCGGGGAGGUCGACGGAGUUGAGGGCUAGUUUUAAUGGGUUGGGGCAGAACAAGUGGUCGCAGUAGGGAAGUACACAGUAGUUGGGUGUUGAGCGGGAGCUCAUGGGCUAGGGUUAGGGUAUGUGUUGUUGGAUAUUCCACUUGGAGUUGAGGGAGAGCGUUGGGAUACCACCACGGCGAUGUUUAGUUGACUUCC
This is a messenger RNA of Chaetomium fimeti, 1905 nucleotides long. RefSeq lists its product as uncharacterized. NCBI's taxonomy places the organism in Eukaryota, Fungi, Ascomycota, Sordariomycetes, Sordariales, Chaetomiaceae. Bases 222 to 1775 code for a protein of 517 amino acids. The record is from RefSeq and is a predicted model, not a curated record. The transcript has a single exon.